AUGGAUGUGCUCUCCGAGAUCGGCGCCCCCACGAUGGCGAUGGCAUCGGCGUUGUCGAUUGCUGCUGGAGCGUAUUUGAACGCCAAACUUGCGAUUUCCACUGAUCUGGCGACAAUAUCCAAGGACAAGGCUUUUGUAAAGCGGGUUGGCGAACGUAUUGCCAAGCUUGAUGGCUCAGCAACGAUCUACAAGAUGCUCGAGCGAGUGGUGGAGGUCGAAGGAAAGGGCACGACAGAUGCGAUCUGGUUUGAGCAGAAUGUAUGGUCAUACAGCAAGCUCAAGGAUUUGGUUGACAGAAUGGCCGCUCUAUUGAAAGGCCGAGAUAUCAAUGCCGGCGACACAGUGGGCGUGUUCGCCUCCAACUCACCAGAAAUGGUGGUCAUUCUGUACGCUCUCUCAAAGCUGGGUGCAAUUUCUGCCAUGAUCAACACCAACCUGCGAGACGACACCUUCACCCACUGCCUGAACGUAUCAGGCUCCAAAUCAAUCAUCUCCACUGCAGAUCUAGCCAAAGACGUCUGCGUAGACCUACCCCAUCUCACACUGAACAUCUCAUCCUUCGGCGCCAUCGAAACCGGCCCCGUGGAGCUCCUCACUCUAGAAACACUGCAACAAUUCUCACCCACCGGCCUCCCAGCAGCAAAACGCACACCAAAAGACCUCUCCGUCCUGAUAUACACAUCAGGCACAACAGGAAAGCCCAAAGCAUGCGCAAUCCGCAACAUGCUCACCCUAAUCACCUCAACCCCAUUAUCAACAGACGCCAACAACCCCUCAAAGUACUACCCCAUGCGCAUAUACUCAUCCCUCCCUUUAUUCCACGGCACAGCCUUCUUCACAGGACUAUGCGGCGCCGUCGGGAACAGCGGCACACUAUGCCUGCGUCGCAAAUUCUCCGCCUCGCAAUUCUGGAAAGAUGUGCAUGAUUCCGGCGCCACGCGAAUCCUCUAUAUCGGCGAGUUAUGUCGGUAUCUUCUCUCCACGCCUCCUUCCCCUUAUGACCAGGACCACAAAUGUAUCGUGGCAACGGGCAAUGGGCUCCGUGGUGAGAUCUGGGAGAAAUUCCGAUCGCGCUUCAACGUCCCUGAGAUUCGUGAGUUCUACCGCUCAACUGAGGGCGUGGCCAAGUUCGAUAAUCACGGUGUUGGUGCGUGGGCUGCUGGAAAGGUUGGGUUCUCGGGUCCUAUUCGGCGGUUCUUGGAGGAUGAUACUUUCAUCGUGAAAUAUGAUACCGAUACCGAGAUGCCGUGGCGCAAUCCUGUCACUGGGUUUUGUGUUCGAUCUGGGCUGGGACAAGAAGGCGAGGCGAUUGGCCGAGUGCGUGAUCGCGAUUUGCUCAUUGAGUACCUGGGCAAUGAAGGUGCGACCGAGGCGAAGCUUCUUCGAGAUGUGUUUGUGAAGGGCGACCUGUUCCAAAGGACUGGUGAUCUGGUUGUUCAGGAUGAAUCUGGCUGGGUGAGAUUCCAGGAUCGGGUUGGCGAUACUUUCCGGUGGAAAGGGGAGAACGUGAGUGCUGGUGAGAUCCGUGAUCAUAUCUGUCGGAUUGAAGGCGUGCACGAUGCUGUUGUGUACGGUGUGAAGUUGAGCAGCUAUGAUGGUCAAGCUGGCGCUGCUGGUAUCACACUCGAGUCACCCGCAGUUGAAAAUGAGUUGAUGUCCACUCUGUAUGAUGAGCUCAAGAAGAAGGGUGUGCCCUCAUAUGCCUUGCCUCGACUUGUCCGCCUUACCGAGAAGGUUGCCACUGGUGUUACAUUCAAGCAAGCCAAGGGCGACCUGGUGAAAAAGAGUUGGGAUCCCCGCAAGGAUUCCGCUGGCGACAUCCUGUACUGGCUGGACGGCACCAAAUACGUGAAGCUGGGGGAGCAAAGUUGGUCAGAGAUCGAAAGUGGCAAGGCUAAGCUCUAA
Molecule: messenger RNA, 1905 nt
Organism: Penicillium salamii
Lineage: Eukaryota; Fungi; Ascomycota; Eurotiomycetes; Eurotiales; Aspergillaceae
Source: the annotation of a GenBank genome assembly